CGUCGUCUAAGCAAACCCAAAUGAGUAAUUGAAGAACAUCAAGCUCAAACAUCCAGCGUGUUAUGUCCAUGCGCAGGGAGCACAAUGCGCGUGCAAUGCGGGAGCUGCAGGCACUCUUCGAGCAGGCCUACGCGCGGAAAGCGGUCAAGGUGCUCUCAGCCAUCACAGAUGUCGCUGCGUAUGCGUCCUGAAUGCAAUUGACGGACAAUUGGGUAUUGUUGCGACCAGGCAGUCCAAGCCGCCAUGUUUGAGGACCUGCAGACCGCCAUGACGCAAGCCGAGAGGAUGGGUCGGCUGGGCCGCACACUGGACCAGCUGGUUGCAGCGGCCCUCCGCGUCCUCCCGAAGCAGAAACGGACCCUGGUGGCGACUGCCCAGAAGCGCGCGCAGGUGCAGCUGCGGCGGUCCAUACGGAGAGGGGGCGAGGUCAGCGGCUCUGAAGAGGAGGACGGCGAGGCCGCGGUAGGCCCCCUGCCGUCGCUGCAUGACCUGCCAACGGAGGUCGUGGAGUCCAUCUUCGAGCAUCUGGGCCCAGUGGAGCUGGCGCGCUGCGCCUGCGUCAGCAGGUGCUGGCGCGACUUGUCCCGGGGCGCUGAUGGAGCGUGGUGCGCACUGCUCGACCUCACCUUCCCGGGACGGCCACAUCAAGCGGCGUCGCAGCCCGCAGGGCCCGCAGGGCGGGCGUACCGCCAGUUCCGUUUGCCAGCAGCAGGGCGGCCACGCGCCCUGCUGCGCUGGUCGGGCCGCGUGCUGGCAGCCGGGGGGCCCGCCUGGCUGUCGUCCGAUGCAUUGCGGCGGAUGGCACCCGCUGCGCUAGCCGGGCUGAGGUUUCCGCGGGAAGACCAGGUGGUGCGCUGGGCUUGCCACGAACCGCUUGCCCGUUCGAGCAGUAGCGGUAGCAGCAGCUACGACGACAGCAGCAGCGACGAUGAGGCUGUGACAGUCGGAGCCUCACGGCUCCGACUGUGGGCUGUGCCGCGUUGAAGCCACGUUACCCGGGAUUGCAGGGCAAAGCAUCCUUAUGAAGCUAGUGGUGGCAAUGACACGCCGUUUGCUCAUCUUUGGUACUUUGCAUACGCAUGGGGCAUGUAAAAGCGGCAUCACGUAUAGGUUAUAUCGGCAUGAACAUGCGAAUAUAGGAGUACUCGAAGGGCGUAACAAUCAAGAAGCACCCCGUCGAAGAUGCAGAAGGGCUUCUACUCAAAUGCAGGAUGUGCUCUUUUGAUCGCCCCUUCGCGGGCUGAAAGAAUGGACGCUGCUAGGGAGGGCUGAAACUGUUGAACCGUUGGACUGCGCAGCAUCACGUGAGUAGGGAUACGGUUGUGUUACCGUAUUAAUCAUGCGAUCGUGUGAGGGUACAUGCUGAACCGUGGGUCGUUCCCGUCUUCUGUAAAGUUGAGGUACAAGGUUGCUGGACAUGUGGAAUAGAUGGGGACUUUCAGAAUGCCAAGCCCAGUGUUAAUGCAAUACGCCUGGCAAUACGUAC
Molecule: messenger RNA, 1486 nt
Organism: Astrephomene gubernaculifera
Lineage: Eukaryota; Viridiplantae; Chlorophyta; Chlorophyceae; Chlamydomonadales; Astrephomenaceae
Source: the annotation of a GenBank genome assembly